AUGGCAGGUGCACUGCAAGCGCGCCGCGCACUGGUUGUCUACGGCUCGGAAACAGGGAACGCGCAGGAUGUGGCUGAGGAGAUGGGAAGGGUUGCUGAGCGACUGAGAUUCCACACGGAAGUCGCUGAGCUCAACGCCAUCACUCUUAGACAACUGCUGCAACACGAUGUCGUUCUCAUCGCCGUUUCCACUACGGGCCAGGGUGACCUGCCACCCAAUAGCCAGAAGUUUUGGAAAGCCAUCCGAAGUGCUCGGCUGCGACCAGGGUGCUUGAGUCAGAUGAAAUUUGCAUCCUUUGGUCUUGGUGAUACGUCCUAUCCAAAGUACAACUGGGCGCAUCGCAAGCUCUACAAUCGCCUCGUACAGCUAGGAGCGCAGCCAGUCUGCGAUCGCGGAGAGUCGGACGAGCAACAUCCAGAGGGUAUCGACGGAUCUUUCCUACCAUGGUCGACGAAACUGCGCCAACAUCUCCUUGACUCUUACCCUCUCGCUGAUGGUGUCGAGCCGAUACCGGACGAUGUUCUGCUAGACCCGAAAUGGUUGCUUGCGCCUGCCGUCGAUGAUACAACAUCUUCAUCGAACACCAAUGCUGUACCUGCAUUGAAUGGCGAUGCGACGGAUGUUCCCCCACCAGAUCUCCUGAACAUAAGUGUUGGACUGGUUGCGAAGAUUACAAGCAAUGAGAGAGUCACUCCAACAAAUCAUUGGCAGGAUGUACGGCAUAUCAAGUUCGAAAUACCAGAGACACAUCCCUACGGUCCAGGCGAUGUACUCACAAUAUACCCCAAGAACUUCCCGUCGGAUGUAUCGCAGUUCAUUGAGUGUAUGGGCUGGACUUCCGAGGCUGAUAUACCACUUCGCUUCGUACCUUCGUCGCCUUCAACGCCCACUGACACCACCUUGCCGGUCCGGACUCUGGAGCCAGGUAGUCUAAUUACCCUACGGCAGCUGCUGACUAACCAUCUCGACAUCAUCGCCAUACCACGGAGGUCAUUUUUCGCCCAGCUCGCGCACUACACGAACGACGAGUUUCACAAAGCAAGACUACUUGAGUUUACCGACCCCCAGUACCUUGACGAACUCUACGACUACACUACACGCCCGCGCCGCAGCAUAUUAGAGGUAUUACAGGAGUUUGAGUCUGUCAAAAUACCCUGGCAGCGCGUAUGCAGCAUCAUCCCUGCAUUGCGUGGUCGCCAGUUCAGCAUCGCAAGCGCAAUGAAUCCUGACGCAGAGGCGGAGAAUAGGACAAAGAUUGAGCUCUUGAUCGCGAUUGUAAAGUACAAGACUGUCAUUAAAAGAAUUAGGCAGGGUGUUGCUACGCGAUAUAUUGCUUCACUCACUCCAGGACAAGAGAUCACAGUCACUCUUUCGCGAGGCGGACUGGGUGUAGGAAGAGAGGAACUUAAUAGACCGGUCGUGAUGAUUGGACCAGGCACAGGUGUAGCUCCCAUGCGUUCUCUGAUAUACCAACGUAUACUAUGGCGCGAGGAGCAUAAGAAGCUACAAAACGGCCACGCGCAGCAAGAUGACGGAAGUGUAAAGGAUCUUCUCUUUUUCGGUUGUCGUAACGCUGAAUCAGACUACUUCUUCAAGGACGAGUGGGCGCAGCUUCAAUCCUCUGGUGUGCCCCUAGAAGUUUUCGCGGCGUUCUCCCGAGACCAGCGUCAAAAGGUUUACGUCCAAGAUGUCAUUCGGCAGCAAUCCUCCCUCGUUUUCUCUCACCUCUUCCAUAAAUCCGGCAUCCUAUACAUUUGUGGGUCAUCGGGCAAGAUGCCCCAGGCAGUGCGCGAAGCGCUCAUCGAAGCUUUUCAAGAACAUGGGAAUAUGGACAGGGAGGACGCAGAGAAUUAUCUCGUGAGUAUGGAAAAGAGUGGUAGAUAUCGCCAAGAGACGUGGUAG
Alternaria incomplexa is the source of this 1902-nucleotide messenger RNA. RefSeq lists its product as uncharacterized. Gene Ontology annotation, molecular function: FMN binding; NADPH-hemoprotein reductase activity; flavin adenine dinucleotide binding. The transcript has 4 exons. Gene Ontology annotation, cellular component: cytosol. Lineage: Eukaryota; Fungi; Ascomycota; Dothideomycetes; Pleosporales; Pleosporaceae. The coding region runs from base 1 to 1902 and encodes 633 amino acids. The record is from RefSeq and is a predicted model, not a curated record.